Molecule: messenger RNA, 608 nt
Organism: Diospyros lotus (date-plum)
Lineage: Eukaryota; Viridiplantae; Streptophyta; Magnoliopsida; Ericales; Ebenaceae
Exons: 4
Coding region: 108-608 (166 amino acids)
Source: RefSeq, a predicted model, not a curated record
CUCGCAGUCGAUUGCACUCACCCUCGGCCCCUCGCCCGCCGUCGCUUGCGCUCGCUCUCGCCUCUCGCAGUCGCUGACUCGCUCUCGCCUCUCGCGGUUCCUCAGCCAUGAUUAGGAAGAAACGUCUAAGAAAGACAGGCAUUACUGAUUUAGGUGGAGAUGCCUCACUUCCCACACAUGCUUCAGCAUCAUUGUCAACUCCACCACAACCCCCAGCAUCAUCCCCAGCUCCACCACAACCUAUAGCAUCCUCCCCAACUCCACCGCAACCUCCAUUAUCUGGCCAUGCCCCAUCACAACCUCCAGGAUCUAGGCAGACUCCAUCAGAAUCAUCCACCCCACAUCUCUCUCACGAUAUUCCAUCGACAGCCUCGUCUACAUCACGUCGUUACUGGACAGUUAAUGUGAUAGAUGAAGAAGGGCUUAUAAAACAGGAAAAACUAAGGGUUAAAGAUGUUUGGUUACUAGUAUGUGGAAGGCGUGUUAUGUUAGAGUUCAAUGAAUCAUUCCAACCAAUUGGAGAUCCAGCUGGACUUCUUGGAGGGAUUUUAGGAGAAUUAGCCUCUAAUUUUGUUGCUUUUCCUAUCAAUUAUGAAAGAAAAAUUUAA